Messenger RNA from Paramormyrops kingsleyae, 988 nucleotides. RefSeq names its product forkhead box protein H1-like. The record is from RefSeq and is a predicted model, not a curated record. Gene Ontology annotation, biological process: regulation of DNA-templated transcription. Gene Ontology annotation, molecular function: DNA-binding transcription factor activity; sequence-specific DNA binding. NCBI's taxonomy places the organism in Eukaryota, Metazoa, Chordata, Actinopteri, Osteoglossiformes, Mormyridae.
UUUUGCUGACACAGGAUGAAGAACUGCAUCACGGCCACCAUGCCUGCAACCUCCCGUAACAGGACAUACCUGUACACCCAGGAUUCAUCCGGCGGACUGCAGAGGAGAAAAUACAAGCGGUAUUGCAAGCCGCGCAGCACGUAUUUGGGUCUGAUUGCUAAUGCUAUUCAAGGGUCACCGAGUAAGAGACUCACCUUCUGCCAGAUAAUGGACAAGCUACAGACGGUCAUAUCGGGGGACAGAAAAGGACUUCAAAAUAAUAUCAGAGUCUGUCUGACGUCCAGCGAUUGCUUUCUUAAGGUUCCUGUGAAUCCAGAAAGUCCAAAUCCGCGAAAAAAUUUCUGGAGAAUUGAUGAAAGCCGGAUCACCCCACAAAUGCUGCGACGGCACUUCAAGGGCAUGGAGCACAUCUUCCCAGAUCUGGCAUCUAGAUCAAUGCGAGAUGCAGAGACCGGCGGAGAGAACCAUGUUACCGCCCCGGUGAUGGACAGCUCCGGCCGGGAGAACUGCGCAGUCAAGUUCAGCGGCCCGUUUUCUAUCGAGUCGCUCUUGAGAAAAGACAAUUCAUGCAGUGUAGGCAAAGUGCAGCCCAUUUCGCACGGAUCACCGCAGAAAGUUGGUCAGGAAUUGCUACACACGAAGAGGAGGAAUGCUACGAAAAGGAAAUGCAGUUGGGACACACGUGUGCAUGACUUGUGGGACACCGGACGUGGACACUGCGUGCAGGCGAACUUUGCAGGAGAUCACGGUUACACCGCGAUCUACUCCGAUAAUACCGCCAUGCCCAGAAAGAGAGCUUGUUUCUCUGCAGAUUUGCCUUUUCCUUACUAUCCUUUACUCAAUAUACCUUUCCAGUUGAACGAGUCGUGGAAUUUAGUUAAAGUAUCUCCCUACUAUACGCAUCAAUUUAGGUUAUAGGUGAAAUGCGAUAGAUAACGUUACGCACUUUAUACUAAAAUGAAGUCGCCAUGGAUGCAUACAUUGUGAA